This is a messenger RNA of Anolis carolinensis (green anole), 2580 nucleotides long. RefSeq names its product Sp8 transcription factor (gene sp8). Lineage: Eukaryota; Metazoa; Chordata; Lepidosauria; Squamata; Anolidae. Bases 780 to 2183 code for a protein of 467 amino acids. Gene Ontology annotation, molecular function: DNA-binding transcription factor activity, RNA polymerase II-specific; RNA polymerase II cis-regulatory region sequence-specific DNA binding. Gene Ontology annotation, biological process: regulation of transcription by RNA polymerase II. The transcript is spliced from 3 exons. The record is from RefSeq and is a predicted model, not a curated record.
CUCCCUCUUUUGCGGACUCUGAGUGAAGGCUUCGAGUGUCUUUCUUGCUGUCCUAUAGGGCAGCCUGACUUUCUGCAAGCGCAUGAUAGGGCAAGUAAUGCAGUCUGAACUGCAAUGACAUGAGUCCACACUGACUCACUGACUAGGGUUAGGCAGGCAGACACAAAGUGAUCCAGAGAUCCAGCCCCUCUCUCCUGAAUCCAGAGAUAACAGCAGCAGCAGCAGCGUUCUUUCUUCAAGGGAAAGAAGAGGAGGAAGCGCGGAGGAGGGCGCGCGGCGCUGUUGGCGUCACGGGUGCGCGCACGUCCACCCGGGGCGCGUCCUCGUCCCACCGGCGCCCCCGGAUUGGUUGCCGGCCUCUCCGCGGCACUUCAAAGCCUUGCCAGGGAGCUACAAUUGGGCUGGAAGGGGCGGAACUGAUCAUUGUAUUGCACACCUCUAAAAAAAACACGCGCAACAGCAACCGCGGCCUCUGAUUUAUCAAUAUAGAAAAAAAGAGAGAGAGAAUCCUCGGAGAGGAGGGCGCCUUGUGGCAUGGCAACUUCACUGCUAGGGCGAGCAAGAGAAAGGUUUGAAGGGCACUCGCCCCCAACAACCUCGGAAGCGGCAGGGAUUAUCUUCCUCUCCAUCCCUGGAGAACUGGUGGAAAAAACAAGGCGACUGCUUUCUGCCUCUUCUUCCCAAUAUUUCAAAAACUGAGAAAACUUCUUCAUUUGCCCUCCUUUUUAACCCUUCAUUUAUUACAGGAGGAACCGCGCCUGGGCUCCACUCCCUUGGCCAUGCUCGCCGCCACUUGCAACAAGAUCGGCAGCGCCAGCCCUUCUCCCUCGUCCCUCUCCGACGGCGCCUCGGCCUUCGCCAAGGGCUUCCACCCGUGGAAGCGCUCCUCGUCCUCCUCGUCCUCCUCGUCCAGCUGCAACGUGGCUCUGGGCUCGGGCUUGGCGCGCAAUGGCUCUUCCUCGGCUCACGCGGCGGCGGCAGCGGCGGCAGCAGCAGCGGCGGCGGCGGCGCUGGUGUCGGACUCGUUCAGCUGCAGCGGCGGCGGCGGGGGCUCGUCCAGCCCGGGCUCCAGCAGCGCCUUCUCGCUCACCUCCAGCGGCGCCGCCUCGGCCUCUCCUUUCGGCAACGACUACUUCCAGACGGGAGGCGGCGGCGGAGGGGGUGGCGGCGGGAACGGCGGCGGCGGAGGGGUGCAGGAGCCGCCGGUCUUCCUGUCCAAGGUGCACCCUUCGGUGGACGGCCUGCAGGGCUUGUACCCGCGCGUGGGCAUGGCGCAUCCCUACGAGUCGUGGUUCAAGCCCUCGCACCCGAGCGAGGCGGGCGCUUCCAGCUGGUGGGACGUCGGCGCCGCCGGGUGGCUCGACGUGCAGAAUCCCAACGGGGUCCACCCCGCCGCCGCCGUCGUGGGACUCCAGGCCGGCUCCCUGCACUCCCCUUUGGGCGCCUACAACUCGGAUUACUCCACCUUGGCGGGACAUUCCGCCUUCAGCCCUUCGGCGGCGUCGUCGUCCUCGCACCUCUUGGGCGGGCAGCACCUCAUGGACGGCUUCAAGCCGGUGUAUCCGGACGCGGCGCCGUCCCCUUUAACAGCGGGCUCAGGCGGGUCUAUCAUGGGGGUGGGCGGCGGCCCGGGCGUCUCCCCGCGCUCUUCCUCGUCCUCGUCGAGGCGCUAUUCGGGCCGCGCCACUUGCGACUGCCCCAACUGCCAGGAAGCGGAGCGGCUGGGCCCGGCCGGAGCCAGCCUCCGCCGCAAAGGCCUGCACAGCUGCCACAUCCCGGGCUGCGGGAAGGUCUACGGCAAGACCUCGCACCUGAAGGCGCACCUGCGCUGGCACACGGGCGAGCGGCCCUUCGUCUGCAAUUGGCUCUUCUGCGGGAAGCGCUUCACCCGCUCCGACGAGCUCCAGCGCCACCUCCGCACCCACACCGGCGAGAAGCGCUUCGCCUGCCCCGUCUGCAACAAGCGCUUCAUGCGCUCCGACCACCUCAGCAAGCACGUCAAGACACACAGCAGCGCCGGAGGAGGAGGAGGAGGCAACGGGAGCGGGGCUGGCGUCUCCGUCAAGAAGGGCAGCGACACCGACAGCGAGCACAGCGCGCCCGGGAGCCCUCCUUGCCACUCGCCGGAGUUGCUCGCCCCGCCGCCGCCGCCCGAAGCGGGCCAUAGGAACGGCUUGGAGUGAAACGCCCGCUUGACAUUCCCUCCUUGCCCCGCUCCCACUUUGGGACGUCUCCUGCCCGAAGGCUUUCAUUCCCUUCCACUUUGGGACGUCUCCUGCCCUUCUUUUCCAGCGCUCCUUCUUCUUAACCCUGCCUCCUCCAAAUCCCCUCCCACACUGUUUAUGGGGGACCAAAAGUGACUGGUGGACCCCAAAAGCCCAGGGCGAGAAGGAGAUCCAAGCCCCAAACUUGCUCCCCAAAGUGACUUCCCAACUGGCGCCAUAGACAAGAUAUUUUUGAGAAGGUGCUUCUCCAAGUUUGCUGUGAGUUUUCCGGAGAGUGAAGAGCAGGCAUGGGCCAACUUGGUGCCUAGGGGUGUUUUGGACUUCAACUCCCACCAUUCCUAACAGCCUCAGGCCC